This is a messenger RNA of Metarhizium album ARSEF 1941, 1230 nucleotides long. Its product is annotated as alpha-methylacyl-CoA racemase. Gene Ontology annotation, molecular function: catalytic activity. NCBI's taxonomy places the organism in Eukaryota, Fungi, Ascomycota, Sordariomycetes, Hypocreales, Clavicipitaceae. The coding region runs from base 1 to 1230 and encodes 409 amino acids. The record is from RefSeq and is a predicted model, not a curated record. The transcript has a single exon.
AUGGCAGAGAUAGGACCUCCCCCCCUGGCAGGCAUCACGGUCCUCGAGUUCGCCGGCCUGGCGCCCGGCCCCUUCGCGGGCAUGCUCCUCGCCGACGCAGGCGCCUCCGUGAUCCGCGUCGACCGCGCCUCCCCCGGCCGCUCGCUCCCCGCCCCCGACGCGCUCACCCGCCGCAAGGCCUCGGUCGCGGUCGACCUCAAGUCGCCCCGCGGCACGUCCUUCGUCAAGGAGCUGGUCUCGCGGGGCGCCGACGUCCUCAUCGACCCCUUCCGCCCCGGGGUCCUCGAGAGGCUCGGCCUCGGGCCCUCCGUCCUCCUCGGCAUCAACCCGCGCCUCGUGUACGCCCGGCUCACGGGGUUCCGCCGCGACGGCCGCUACGCCGCCAUGGCCGGCCACGACAUCAACUACCUCGCCGUCUCGGGCGCCCUCAGCCUCCUCGGCCGCGCGGCCGACACGCCCCUCCCGCCGACCAACAUGCUCGCCGACUUCGCCGGCGGCGGCGCCACCCUCUUCCAGGGCAUCCUGCUGGCCCUGCUCGCGCGCCACGCCUCGGGCAGGGGCCAGGUCGUCGAGGCCAACAUGGUCGACGGGUCCGCCUACCUCGCCACGUUCCCGCGCCUCGGGCUCACGUCGGGCCUCGGCGCCCGCGGCCGCGGCAGGAACCUCCUCGACGGCGGGUGCCCGUUCUACGACACGUACGAGACCCGCGACGGGAGGCACUACGCCGUCGGCGCCCUCGAGCCGCACUUCUUCCGCCAGCUCCUCGACGGCAUGGGGCUCCGCGGCCGGGGGCUCGAGGACAGGCAGCUCGACGUGGACGAGUGGCCGGCCAUGCGGGCCCUCUUCGAGCGCACCUUUAGGCAGAAGACGCGCGCGGAGUGGGAGGCCGUCUUCGACGGGACCGACGCCUGCGCCGCCCCCGUCCUCGACUACCACGAGCUGGAGCGCGACCCGGCCAGGGAAGGGGACCAGCGCCCGGCCGUGACGUUGCGCGGCACGCCGUGCCUGGCCAUCAAGCAGCGCCCCCCCGGGGGACACUCGGACCCCGUCGUGCACGGCCGCGGCGCCGGCGUCCCCGGGGACGGCUACCACGGCGAGCCGCUGGCCCCGGGCGACGGAGGCGAGCGUGCUCUGGAAUCGUGGCUGGGGUGGAAGAAGGGCAGAGAGUACGAUGUGCGCGACGGCGCAUAUGUCCUGACCGUGUCCACCAAAGAGUCGUCCAAGCUGUAG